Messenger RNA from Zootermopsis nevadensis, 1365 nucleotides. Its product is annotated as proteasome assembly chaperone 2. Gene Ontology annotation, biological process: proteasome assembly. The record is from RefSeq and is a predicted model, not a curated record. Gene Ontology annotation, cellular component: nucleus; cytosol. NCBI's taxonomy places the organism in Eukaryota, Metazoa, Arthropoda, Insecta, Blattodea, Termopsidae.
AAGUCUGCUGUUUCUUUUAAUUUCUCAUAAACAGAGCACGACUUAAAUCAUUUUCAUUCUCCUGGUUAUGGUGGCAGCAGCAGUGCAGUGUCUACAUUCCCGUUUCAUAAGUAAGACUGCCAAGAAAAGGAUAUGGUGGUGGAAGAAAAUACGGACAGUUUAAAUUCAAAUGUUAAUUAAUAGACUGCAUCAAUAGACAUGUGGAAGUGCGUGUGACAGAGGACGGGCUGUUAGUUUGUUAGUUGUGUGACGUAGUUAAAAGUAUCGAUAUAACGCAAAUUUCCGAUUGCGCUGAUCGACGAUGACUUGAAACUGGCAGCAGGGGUGUUUUGCGUGUUUGUGUUUGAAGUUUUAAUUUGAAAAAAAAAUUAAUUUGACAUUUCUACAGUGCAUGCAGGAAAGUUUAUAUCAAUAUGAUCCAUCUCCAGGAAAGUGUGAACUUCAAAGGCUGCAUAUUGAUAUUUCCCUCCGUCUCAGUUGGAAAUGCCGGUCAACUUGCUGUUGAUCUUCUUAUAACCAAAAUGAAUCCACGGAAGAUUGGAUUAAUUUGGCAUUCAGCUAUUAUGCCAAUGGUGGGGGGAGACCCCUACAGUUCAAGUGAAACAGCUUUAACAACAAGUGGUGAAUUAUUUUAUUCAGAACAAUGGAAGAUGGUGAUUUUCCAGAUACGUUCACCAAUCAUGCAGGAAAAAAGUCAAGAUUUUGUGGACAGGCUAAUAGAAUGGAUAAAGGAAAACUCCAUUGAUAAGAUUGUCAUCUUAACUGGCAUCUCUGACUACAUGAGAAAUGACAGUGAAAUUGUGGGACCAUCUGUGAAGUCUGUGGUCUCGCCAACAUUUGCAGAGAAGUGUGAAGCGCUUAAAAGGUUAGUAGAGAACCAAACAUCAGACCCUCAGACACAAUCUGUCAUUUUGUAUGAUGCAUCUCAAGAACCAAAGAAGAUUUCUAUGCAUGGAGGUGGCAUUUCAUGGAAGCUUUUUAAUGCUUGUAAUGUGGGAGGUGUGGCAGCACUGGUUCUCAUGAAGUACUGCUCUGACGGUGAUAACAUCCCAGAUGCAGUAAAGUUGUGCACUUACUUAAACACGUUGUUGAACCUUGUCCCAUUUGAUUGUGAUUGGGAGUCCCCUCCUUCAUGGACAGGUAUGUUUGGCAACCCACCCCAGCUUGGUUUAUACUAGAACCAUAAGCCUUUACUCUGAAAUGCUAUUUCAUUGGAUACUAUUGAUUACUGACAUGAAAAAUGUUGAAAUAAUGUUUAAAAAUAUAGAAAUCAUGUAUAUAUUUUCGUUGUAUUUCAACACUAAAGUAUGUAUAAAAUGUUCGUGUACUUUUCCUUUAAUAAACAUAUCUGGUACCUUAUCUAAA